Molecule: messenger RNA, 2616 nt
Organism: Brienomyrus brachyistius
Lineage: Eukaryota; Metazoa; Chordata; Actinopteri; Osteoglossiformes; Mormyridae
Gene: serbp1a
Product: SERPINE1 mRNA binding protein 1a
Exons: 8
Coding region: 119-1369 (416 amino acids)
Cellular component (GO): nucleus; cytoplasm
Molecular function (GO): mRNA 3'-UTR binding
Source: RefSeq, a predicted model, not a curated record
UAUCGUGCCGGAAGAGAAGCAGUGUCUCUUUCCCGGCCAUCUUGUGGCAGUCGCUGGCGACAAGUUCGCUUCUAGCCUCGGUAGAAUCGGAGGAGAAUCCCAUCGGAGGGGCGCCAUCAUGCCCGGACAUCUGCAAGAAGGCUUCGGCUGCGUCGUCACCAAUCGGUUCGACCAGCUAUUUGACGACGAGGACGACCCGUUCGAGGCGUUAAAGCAGGCGGAGAGCAAGAGGAAGGACGGUGCUGCUCCUGGUUCUGGCAAGACCGCCGCUCAGGCCGCCAAGCAGCCGAAGAAGGAAUCGCAGAAGGACAGAAAGAACCCGCUAACUGACAAGAAGGAAGAGACGCAGCCGCCGGUGUCUCUGAAGAAAGAGGGCAUCAGGAGAGUCGGCAGGAGGCCUGAGCAGCAGGCUCCCCACUCAGGGCAGCAGGGCCCCCAGCAGGGAGCCCAACAGGGCCCUCAGGGCGAGGCUCGGCCCGGGGAGAGGAGGCCGGAGAGGAGGCCUCCCCGGGAGCGGCGCUUUGACAAACCCGCCGAAGACAAGCCUGAGGGGGGGGAGUUUUCUGUGGAUAACAGGCCUGUGGGAGAGAGGCCUCCACGAGGCCGUGGUGGAUCCCGGGGUGGACGUGGCGGCCGAGGGCGUGGCAUGGGCCGCACCGACGGGUUCGACUCUCGCGGCAAGCGGGAGUUUGACCGGCACAGCGGCAGCGAUCGGACUAGCUUAAAAGCCGAAGAGAAGCGUGGCGGGAGUGGAUCUCAUAACUGGGGCACUGUCAAGGAUGAGUUAAGCGAGCUUGAUCAGUCCAAUACCACUGAGGAAACCCGUGAGGGCGAGGAACACCCCCCUGCUGACUCCGAAAACAAAGAGAACGAGGUUGAGGAGGUCAAACCAGAAGGACCCAAAGAGAUGACUCUGGAUGAGUGGAAGGCGAUGCAAGACAAGGAGCGAGCCAAGGUCGACUUCAACAUCCGCAAGGCCAACGAGGGCGCCGACAGCCAGUGGAAGAAGGGAUACGUGCUGCACAAGUCCAAGAGUGAAGACGUCCAGGCCGAUGAUGCCGCUGGUGAUCACCACUUCCGGAAGCCGGCCAAUGAUAUCACGUCCCAGCUGGAGAUCAACUUCGGAGACCUGGGCCGUCCCGGUCGCGGCCGCGGUGGGCCCCGUGGCGGGCGUGGUGCUCGUGGCGGAGGUGCUGGUGGUGCCGGUGGCGCGGCUGCCGGCGGCCCUGGUGCCAGUGGCCCUGGUGCUGCUGCUGGUGGCGCGGCUGCCGGUGCAGGCAGGGUGGCGCGUGGGGGCCGCACUGAGAAGCCCAGUGGAGUAUCGGCUCCGAAUGUGGAUGACCCAGAGGCUUUCCCGGCCCUGGCCUAAGGCGACCCAGUGGCGCCCCACCCCAAAAGGCCCCCUCCGGGCUCUCCUCCUCCUCCUCCUCUGCAAGGCUCGCAUGCUAUUGGAUCCUUCAGCUACAAAUAAUAAAGAAAAAAAAAACACCAUAAAUGGAAGACUGUCAUCCAUACCUUUCACAUUGAGGACUGACUUAAGUUUUAAAAAGGAAAAAAAUGGACUUCUUGCUAUCCUGAAGCAAAUUGUUAGAGGUUUUGUAUUUUGAGACAAGGUAGCAGGGGCUGUUUUCUUACAGUGAUUUUUGUUUCCAGAGAUUAUGCAUUCUUCACGGAUACUAUUUUGUAUUGCUGCUUGAAAAUAUGCAUUUCCAAAUAUAGGUGUGAAGACUAUAACUAUAAGUUUAUGGUGUCCUAAUUGCUUGUGUUUUUCCCUUACAAAUGUACUAUUUUAAGCAUACAAUUGGACUGUCUACCAGCCAACAAGCUCUACCAAAAAAGUUAAAAGACGCUUAGUAUAUUUGAGAGUGGAUCCAGGACUUGCUUAAUUUUUUUUUGUACAGAUUAAAUGUUUCUGAAGCUAGGGAAGUAGUUAAUUUUGGUGUAUGAAGAAUAGCUGAUGAGUUUCCUGUGUAGGGUUUUGGUGCGUCCUGGUUUUCCUUCUUGCAGAUCUGUUGGUCCUUGGCCAACGUAAGAUCUUGUUUCAGUGUCAAAUGAAUAGUUGUGCGAAUUGGUCUUUUAAUGAUUUGAUUCCUGAAUCUACUCAUCUUUGCAGCAACUGAAAUUGCUUAGACCACUAAAUUUUAAGUGCUUUGUGGUGAUUUUGUUUGGGUAGUUUUGGAUUUUAAACAUUGUUUUAAGCCUUCGGUGACAGAGAUACAAGCUUUGGAGAUUUGUUACACAUAUCUUGGUCUUCUGCUUGGCUGUUCUCUGAUUUCUCCAGCAGCAAAACAAGAGUUUUUCUGAAGGAAAUGCAUGUUGCUCUCAAUAUGGCGUGAGUGCCUACAAUUAGCAUGACCGCUAACCCUGCUAUCCACGUCUGAUUGGUUUGUACGCUGUGAGCACACUGCUUCCAUGGUGGUGUUUCCGACAUGACCGUAAGCCGUACCUUUUGUGUUCCGUGUUGAGAAGUCGCUGGCGAUGUACACACAGAUUUCUUCCGCCCGCUUCCAUUCUGUAGAUCUGUUGGGUCCAGGCGACUUUGGGUUUCUGGGAGAUGAAACCCAUUUUUGCAAAACAUCCCUGUUCCAAUAAACUGCCGAGAGGUGAUUCCUGCCA